GAAUAUUGCUUGCGUUCAAGAAAUUAUGAUCCAGGACAAUCCAGGAGAUCGAAAGUGAGAUAGUAGUAGUUUUGUAAACCCAACUUCUGCCACAUGUUAUUAGGCUAUAGUUUGACAAUUUCCAGGUUACCGUCGUGGCGAUAUUUCCCGUCAUUAACCUCGAUUGCGUUGACUGUGGAUUGUGCCACUGGCCACAAUGCUGUCGGUCACAUUCGCCAAAAUAAGCGAGACCAUUAACUCCCGCACAAUCCCCCCUCCGCUGAGGACGAUAACCCUUCCAACACUGUCUCUUCUCGACCAUCUACGCCUCUUGCUCAGGUUGGGCACAACCACACGCUUCUAGAACACGACAAGGGUCGAACGGCUGCCCUCGCCAAAGUAGAAAGUACUCCCCUCUCCCUCGGGAUUUCAGGCUGGGUAGAAAACAACCACACCAGGGACGAAGUACGCGGACCGCUUAGGAAGGACAUGGAUGAAUCUACUGAACGUUUGCCACUGGAAUUAUGGGUGUCCACCGUACUCGGUUGCCCUGUCGAUAGGAUUCAGUCAUGGGUCGAUAUUUUCAACAAGGAAAGGCUAUGCGAAGAUGGCACAAUAGGUACAUCCGUGCAAGCACAUCUACAUGCAGCAAACAACGAGCGUGAGGAGGCGCUUUACCAACCGUUCUGUGUAAUGGCCAACCGGGUUCUCGCGUGGGCACGGGAUCACGUCCCCGGCCUUCCAGCCUACCCGGACCUACUCUUUGUUCGGAACGAUCCUGUAGUGGUAGACAACGGUCGCGAAGAAAAGGGUAACCGCGAUGCUGAUCGCAAACCUGAUAUAAUUCUCAUUUCGCACACCACUUGUAACGACUUGGAGAAUCGUCCGAGGUAUCAACAGACUCCUCCCCGCAAAAGACACAGGACAACUGGCGUUGAUUGGAGCGAUAUAUUUUCCCUCCUGGAACUCAAGCCCUUCCCGACUAGCCGCAGAGCGGCAUACCUGGUCGGCCUUAUUGCUGCAUGGAGUAGCAAGGUCCGUGGGGAAGAACCGUUACCUGAGCCCUCACCCGUAGCUUCAGGUUCACGACCUCAAAGACCAACUCCAUCAUCUCUCCAAUCACCAGGUGUGCCGUUGCUCUCUGAGCCGGGAACGAGCUCAAAUCGUUUGAAACGUAAGCCUGAACCAUUCGUAACCGAAGGCGCAAACCAAAGCAGGAAACGUCCACGCGCAAAACGCAACUAUUUGCCUGAAAUAUACGAGAGUGACCAUUUCUUGUCCGAGAAAUGCUCGGUCGCUAAAGAAUUUGAAGAUCACAUGGCUCGCUACGCUCUAGAGAUGCUUUCUUGCACUCGCGGGACCCGAUUGUUCUUUCUCCAAUGUCUGGUUGUUGGCGAUGUCGUUGAGUUCUGGUAUUGCGUUGCUUCGGGCUUCGUGCGCUCCUACCAAAUAUCCUGGGUACGGGAAUUCGAAAAGUUUGCCGCCAUCCUCGUUGCAAUAGCUUGCUGUGACUACGCCCACUUCGGCCUCGACAUUCCCAACUUGUCUCCUCCGGCUCCAGAUCUCAGUCCUUCCAUUCCACCGAUGUCCCUCACUGGAUAUUCCACCACAAUGAGACACCCUACCCUUGAUAUUGACGUCAAGGUCACGCUGGGAUCUGAAGUCUUCACGCAGUACAGCCUAGUCGGCCGUCACACAUGCGUGUAUGAUGUUACGACAGAACCUCCCAUCAGUCCUGACCCUCUUGUCAUAAAGAUGUCCCUGCAGUCUGUCUGUCGUACACCUGAGCAGGAACUGUUGGCUCUCGCUGACGGCUUUCCCGUAUCGGAACAUCUUCCGAAAGCUUUCAUGUGGACUAAUAGAGCAACUGAAUGGCGUCUAGCCCACGGUGUUCGAGGACUAAUGUUCUUGCAGAACGACGAAGACGAGGCCUACGAGGAACGCUGCCAGCAUUUCAUCAUCUUCAAGAAAUACAAGCCGAUUGAACUAGUCCUCUCUCCAUGUAAUAUGGACCACGUCUUCAACCAGUUACUUGAUUGUCUUCAUAAGUUGCGAUAUGAAGUCAAUAUGCUUCACCAUGAUAUCAGUCUAAGCAAUCUCAUGUAUGAGAUGCGUGGCACUGUCGUGUGGCUUAUUCUCAACGACUUUGACCUGGCCACACGUCUCGAUGAACAUGGACGUCCAUUGGGUGCAACUGGGUCUCAUCGCACGGGAACUCUACCCUUCAUGUCUGUGGAUCUACUUGAACGCCCAGAAACGCCGCAUUUUUUACGUCAUGACCUCGAAAGUACUUUUUUCGUCGCUCUAUGGUGUGCCAUAAGGCUUCCAUCUGGACAAAAGUCGGACCCCUCAAGAAGAGACAUUCUUCUCUCCUGGGAACAACACGGAUUAGAUACCAUUCUGAACUCCAAAACACAACUCUACGCCAGUCACAACAGUUUUGCUAGAUUUGUACCCGGAAAGAUUCCUUUCAGCCCAGGUUUCUCUCGGUACGAAAGGUGGCUCGGCAGAUUCUGGUCGGUGCUAUUCGAGGGAUACAUGGCACUGGGCAUUCAUCAAAAGAGAAUCUCAGACAUCCUCACAGACCUGCGUGGAGACGACAUAACCAAGGAAGAGGCCGAACAAGAAAUCAAAGCAAUCAUAUUCGACGCAGAAACUUUUGACGGGAAGAUCACCUAUGCCAGAAUUAAGGCUGCGUUGAGCCUUUGCAAAGGACGGUUGGCGGAACGCAUUCCAGACUUCGUCGGCUCUGCCUAGCAAACAUCGUCUUGCUCCUGACGAGUACAGGGAAGGAGGAGACGAUGAGUUCAAGAGACGUCCGCGGUUCCAAGCAGGACGAGAAAUGUCAGUAUAGGCCCUGUCGUUUUGGAUUCAGUUGUAACUUAGCUAGGAUGGGUAGUACUCGAUCUUUAUCUAUAUAUGUAUCAUGUUGCGUAGCCCUACGGGCAGACCUGGUCACCCAGGUUCAAAACUUUUCUAUGCCUUUUAUCAGUUUCUGAUACUUAUUUUGUACAUUUACCUACUCGACUGCGAGUCCGAGUCGCUUGCCAAGCAUUCAGAUAAGUAGACUGAAGUUGACAUGUAUGUACGGUUUGGCAUGUACACGAGUAUGUCUUUCCCUUAACAUCCCUAGAAGGAAUCAACUC
This is a messenger RNA of Somion occarium, 3125 nucleotides long. NCBI's taxonomy places the organism in Eukaryota, Fungi, Basidiomycota, Agaricomycetes, Polyporales, Cerrenaceae. The record is from the annotation of a GenBank genome assembly.